Messenger RNA from Setaria italica (foxtail millet), 513 nucleotides. RefSeq names its product ubiquinol-cytochrome c reductase complex 6.7 kDa protein. The coding region runs from base 15 to 344 and encodes 109 amino acids. NCBI's taxonomy places the organism in Eukaryota, Viridiplantae, Streptophyta, Magnoliopsida, Poales, Poaceae. The record is from RefSeq and is a predicted model, not a curated record. The transcript has 2 exons.
UUGCCCCCACUCGCAUGUCCCAUUCCAAAAGGCUUAUAAACUCAGAACUGAACUCCCAACUCCCAAGUGUUGCGGCCAUCGUUGUGCUGUUGUGCCUCUGCGAGACUGCGACCGUGAAAAACUCAGCUUCGCGUCCUGCUUCAGAGAUGCCGGCCGUUCCGUCCACCGCCCAGCGCCUGUUCAAGCCCCUGCCGCCGCACCGCCGGCCGCAGAGCACCGACAUCGCCGCCGUUGCCGGUUGGAUGGUCGCUGGCCUCAGCACUGCCAUCUGGCUCGUCCAGCCCUUCGACUGGAUCAAGAAGACGUUAUUUGAGAAGCAACAGCCUGAGGAAUCAAACAACUAGAAUCCUGCUCGGGGAGAUGAUGUGCUACCUGCACAUACAUGGCCUUCAGUUACCUGUGUGAUGUACUCCAUGUGGUUCUCCUCGUCUCACGUUGUAAAUACAAGUUGUGAACUCUGAAUUUCUCAUUGAGGAUGACAAAUAAAUGGAACUUCCAAAACUUGCCCAGGAA